Messenger RNA from Lycium barbarum (goji berry), 1744 nucleotides. RefSeq lists its product as uncharacterized. The coding region runs from base 24 to 1397 and encodes 457 amino acids. Lineage: Eukaryota; Viridiplantae; Streptophyta; Magnoliopsida; Solanales; Solanaceae. The transcript is spliced from 4 exons. The record is from RefSeq and is a predicted model, not a curated record. Gene Ontology annotation, molecular function: protein binding.
CUCACUUUUCUGGCACAAAAUUCAUGGCGGCCAUUGUUUGUGAUUGCAUCUCUUUGCCUGCUAGCCAUGAUGGAAUCUUAUCUGUGCUACCAGAAGAUAUCGUCCAGCAAAUCCUCUCUUCUCUUACGCUGAAAGAGAGAGCAAUAGCUUCCCUUGUUUGUAAAAGUUGGCAUCAGAUGAUAACAUCAUUGGACGACCGCAAAUUUGUGCGGACACAUUCUACAAAGAUAGUCUGUGGAUACUGCUAUUAUUAUCACAACAACUGUCAAUGCAGCUAUCACGUCGAGCCUGUUAUCAAAUUUGCUGCUGACAACAUGAGUUUCACAGAAUUCUAUUUGUUCGUACGUACUUCUUACUAUUACAUGUCUACGCAAACUUUAGAGUCAAGUUUAUUAACCGUUUUCCAUUUAAAAGGAGAUUGCAACUUGAACUUUGUUAGAGAUAUUAAGGAAUUGCCUUCAUUGAAAGAGAUAUAUUUUGAUUCUGUUCGCAUCUCUCCAUGCUACUUCUCCAAGUUCAUCAACAAGUGCCCUUCCAUUGUUGAGUUAACUUUGAUACGUUGUUACGACCUUCAUUCCAUCUCAGUGCCUCAUCUGCAUCAACUUAAAAAGGUUCAUGUGAAUUGUCGCAGUAGAUAUAUCCAAACAAUAGAAAUAAAAGCUCUAAAUCUGUUGGAGUUUCACUUGUUUAUUUCCUCAUCAGCAGCAAAAGAGAAACUUGAUCUGUGCGCUUGUACUAAGCUGCAAGUCCUGAAAAUAGAUUCUGAAUAUAUUCCCAUAGGAUUUCCUAAAGAUAUUUCCUUAGCAUUCCCGUGUCUUAAAUCCUUAUCUCUUCCUUUAUGUAAAGGAUUGAAUAAAAUCAAGAGUUUGAGGUUAAUUGACAGGGUUGACGUGGAUGAUGCUUUCAUUGUUAGUCCCAAUUUACGUUCGUUCAAGCUAAUAGAUAUUAAAAAAGUCCCAAGCUCGUGUACUUUUGCUGAAAAUUUGGGUGAAAAUAUCAGCUUGUCCUUGGAAACUGACACAACUGAAUCAAAGGAAGUAAAAUUUCAUUCGGGAAACCAUCAAAGCAACAUUCAACCGCUUUGUAUCAAGCACAUAAAUUUGGCAAUACUCUUUUCGUCAGUAUCAAGAUAUGAAUCUUUACUUGAUGAAUUGUUUAGCUACUUCCAUCCCCGGACCGUGCUGGUGAGAAUGAAUUCAGAUGUCCAAAAACAUAACUUUAUACAGGUUCUAUUGAAUGAGCUCAAAGGUCGGGACAAAGAAUGUACCAAGCGUUACAAAUAUAUAAAUUACAUGUCCUGGCGCUACUUCUUGAAAGGCUACGAGAUCCUCGAAUCAACUACAAUUACAAGGAAAGGCGCCCAUCAAAUUAGCUUGGAGUUUCAAUGGUUUAAAUGAAUCAGAAUCACAGAUUGCAAGAGUACUUCUAUCUACCUGCUCAAAUACAUAUGUGGAACACAGUAUAGGUGUGCAAAUUACACUCCGAGCCAAAUAUAGGAGGUUUUCUUUUCAUGUAUUAUCCCUUAUUAUUACAAUAUGAGUUAAGAAAUUAAUCAGACCUAUUGUGCUUUUGUACACUUUUUCGAUGUUUCAUUGGAUCAGUAUGAUUUAGUCCUCCUUGAAAUUUUGAUAUAUGAAAUUGGUGAUUUUACUUAAACUGGGGUAUCUUACUAUGUUAUGUAUACUCUAUUAAUGAUGUUAUCUAGUCAAUGGUCUUAAUGGUGAAAACCGAAAUUUAAGUGAUA